AGUCUUCAGUUCGAAACCGAGCGCUACGGGUGGGGAAACGAUCGGUUUGUGAUGGUUAAAAAUUGAUAAGUUUAUUUGUAAGUUUGCGGAAAAACUAAAAACGUGUACCAACAGAAGCGGGAUUCAUUCCCUGUCCUGCGGACGAAGUGAUAAAAAAGUACUCCUGGUGAUAGUGCUCCUCAACAACCUAAGAAAUAUGGAGAUUUGUUACAUAAUUUUGGCCAUUUGUCUGGCGGCGUCUUCGGUGCUGAGCGAAACCAGUCUACAAGUUAAAAACCGUCAAAUUUGGAACAAUUUCUGCUCGCCGCAAGUUUUGAACAUUGAUUCUUCCAGGCCGUUGCAGGCUUUCAUGCCAAUAUGCUUCGCCUUUGCCCGCAACAAUGCUCGUUCCUGCUGCGAUAUUGUGGCACAGACGAUUCGCGUUCACCCUACCAUGGAACUGUGUCCAUCCGAUUCCGGAUAUUUAUAUAACGUCGCAGGCUGCGGAGUAGGCUUAUCCGGUCGAGGUUCGUUGACUGAUGAUGGCGUAACUGAAUCCAGCGAUUUCCGCUUUCCUUCCGAAUCUACGCCAGUGAAGCCAUCCGCCAGUGGGACUGCAUAUGAGCUUGUUUUCUCAAAUAAUCCUGGCAAUAAUAUUCGUGUAAUGGUUGCAGAUGCACGACCGCAGGACAAAACCGCAUCGUUCACGAGAAAACCAGCGACACCAACCAGUGACGAUGAUGAUGAUGAAUAUGAACAAGAAGUGCCACCGAUAGUGACAAAUACACCCGGUUAUCGAGCCAUGAAUUUUGCGUUGAGAUUGUUUCAGAAUCUAGAUCGUACCGCUCACAGUAACUCGGUCAUUAGUCCACUAUUGCCCCAACAAUUGCUUUCAAACCUUAUUGACGUAUCAAGCCCAAAAGCACAUCAUCAACUGCAGAGUGCUAUACAGCUGUACCCAGAACAGUUGGAUGUUCUGCAGAGAGCUCUUCAGAAAGCUUCUAGAUCUACGGUCAACACAAUUGAGACCGCCGCCGUAAACUUUGUUGCCAAGCACGUUCGGAUGAACAAAACAUACGAGGAUCUCGUAAAACUUCGCAAUGUGGACGUUCUCCGCGUGGAUUUCUCGCAACCAAGCCAAACCGCUCGAAAAGCCAAUGAUUGGAUAUCGGAGAAGACACACCGGCUAAUCAACGAGAUCAUUACUCCUGGGUCCAUCACUGGUGACACACGACUGCUGCUCGCAAACUCAAUCUUCUUCAAGGGAAAGUGGAAGUACAGUUUCAUCCAAACCGAACCAGGAAACUUUGAAUCUUCGCCGGGAAUCGUUCGUCCGGUGAACAGAAUGUUCCAGCUGAACAAACUGCGCUACGGAAAACUGAGCUUCCCCGAUGGUAACGGUCUCCGCUGGGUGGAACUUCCUUACGAAGGAGAGUCCCUUUCCAUGUUGAUAUUCCUGCCAACCAAGCGCCAUCAGUUGGAAGCUUCGCUCCGUCAGUUGCAAACCGAUGAUCUAGCCAAAGUGAUGGCUCAGAUUCAACAGUCCUAUAUUAACACUAAGGUUGACCUACAUCUGCCACGGUUCACACUGACGGACUCCGUCUCGCUGAUACCAGCUCUGCAGCGGUUGGGAGUAGAUUCGAUUUUCCACGAUCAGGAGGCUCUACCGCAUCUUAUCAACGAGCCAACCGUGGUUUCCGACAUCACUCAACGGUCGUAUCUCAGUGUGGAUGAACAAGGAACAAAGGCCACCUCUGUGGCAUCGUUGUCGAUAGUUACACUCAGCAUUACCCCUCAGUAUCGUGACGUUCAGUUCGACGUGGACGAGCCGUUCUUGGUCAUGAUCGUUGACAAGCAGGAGCGGUAUCCCAUAUUCAUCGGACAAAUUUAUGAGCCUCACGAAUCAUUCCUCACAAUUGCGGUGGCACACCGCGCACGUUAUUCGAAACCGGCUACUGAAGCUGGUGGAUUUCGCGAUGAACGAAACUGCGCAAGUCGUGCUAGCGCCAACGUUUCCGACAAAUGGGAAUGUCUCUGUCAGCAACUCAACUAUGAGCGAGCUACCUGCGAGUCGGAUGUGUUCUUUGUUCUGGAAAACAAUCCGAGCAUAAAACUCUGCACCGACCAACAAAGCUAUUACUUCGGUGCCAACCAGAAGUGCCACUACGAAACUCAGUGGGAAUCUUCUAACGACCCCGCCGGAAAGGCUAUGAACUUCGCGCUCGAUCUGUUCCGCACGGGAGAUCCGAAGAACCCCAACGAGAACUACAUUGUUAGUCCUCUGUCGCCGCAGAUUUUGCUUGCGCAGUUGACCGAUGGUUGCUCAGAACCAGCGCGGGUCGAAUUGAUCAAGACGUUGAAGCUGAACAGCGCCGAGGCGAACGCUUUGGUUGGAAAUCUCGUGGAUGCGGCUAAUAAGGAUUCCAACCUCAACAAGCUCGACAUUGCUUCUGUUUAUUUCAAAUCGAUUCACUUGAAUUUGACGGAAAAAUUCAACGCUGCCCGGAAGGAAAAUAGAAUCAAGAUACAGGAUGUGGAUUUCUCCGAUACGCAACAAGCGGUGCACACAGUCAACGAUUGGGCCAACCAUGCAACGCGAGGAAGCAUUCCGGAAGUUGUGACGGAACAAAAUCUGGACCCGGAAAUAUCGAUACUGCUACUGAAUGCCAUAUACUUCAAGGGAACCUGGCAGUACAAGUUCAAUGAGACCGACACCAAUAAGCACGGGACGUUCGAAGUGACUAAAGAUCAGAGGAUGCCUGUGCAAAUGAUGUCACAGUCUAAUCGGUUGCGUUUCGGUGAGAUCAACCUAGAUCAGUACCCGGACCAUGAAACCAACGGUUUGCGUUGGAUCGAGCUGCCGUACGAUGGCGAUGAACUGUCGAUGAUUCUGCUCCUGCCGAAGACUCGUCAUCAGCUAGACGAAAAUCUCCAGCAGAUAAAAUCCUCUCACCUGCAGGAUAUUUUCCAGGUUCUGCGUCGGAAUCAUAAACCCAUCCAGAUAAAUGUGAAACUACCCAAGUUCACCAUAAAAAAUUCGAUAUCCCUCGUGGAGCCAUUGAAAAAGCUUGGCGUAAAACGAAUCUUCGAAGACGACACCGCUCUGUCCGGAUUGUCCAAAUCUCCAACCAAGGUGGGGGACGUAAAGCAGGACGCGUUCCUAAGUGUAGACGAGAAGGGAACGACGGCGGCCGCUGUUACCAAAGUCACCAUCAUCCCACUGAGCCUGAACGCUUUCGAAGAUAUGACGUUCUACUGUGAUGAGCCUUUCAUGGUGAUGGUUGUUGACAAGACGAAGGAAAUUCCGCUGUUCAUGGCGAAGGUUCGACAGCCGCUCAAGACUAAAAAGGCGAAUAGAACAUAGUGCAUCAUACUGAUUAUACGGUUCAGUGAUUAUUAUACUCAAAACCAGACGUUGAAUAUAACGAGUAAUAAAUAGAAACGGCGAAGAUUGUUUUAGAAA
Molecule: messenger RNA, 3442 nt
Organism: Toxorhynchites rutilus septentrionalis
Lineage: Eukaryota; Metazoa; Arthropoda; Insecta; Diptera; Culicidae
Exons: 8
Coding region: 197-3343 (1048 amino acids)
Molecular function (GO): serine-type endopeptidase inhibitor activity
Source: RefSeq, a predicted model, not a curated record